AGAGGACUCAGAGGUGUGCGUGACAUAGGAAGCCGCGUGUUGCCAAACCCUAACGACUCGCCCACUCCACUUGCCUGUAGCUACAGAUCUAGAGACGUUAUAAACGGUCCACCUCUCUCCCUUAUCUUCAAAUAAUCUUUCCUUCACAACUGAAUCACUCGUUACCCAAAAACAGAAACAAGUGUAGCAAUAACUGUUUUCACAGUUCACACUUCCUUUCACAAGUUACACACUCACACGGAGUCUCUAUGGGUGGUUUCUCCCCAUCUUUCUCUCUCAAGGGUUUCUCAAAUUUCAAAUUUCUCUCGAGGGUUUCUCCAAUUCCAAGGGGUGAUUAAUGCCUGUACAUGGAAUCUGAUAAACAUCAAUUCAGAAUUCUAAAGAGGGUCUGGAAAGCGUAACCGUGGAGAGAGAAGAGAUUGAAGAAAUGGAUACGGAGGAGAAUUGCAGAGAGACCAUAGAAAUUGAAGCGCAAGAAGAAACAAAGGCAGCUCCUUCGGUUGGUUUCAACAAGUACGUCUUCGCAAGUGCUAUAUUGGCUUCCACUAACUCAAUUCUCUUGGGUUAUGAUAUUGGGGUGAUGAGUGGAGCGAUACUGUUCAUCAAAGAAAGUCUCGAAAUCACAUCAUUACAAGUUGAAAUCUUGGUGGGUUCCUUGAAUGUGUGCUCCUUGAUUGGAUCUCUAGCCUCGGGGAAGACCUCCGAUUUAAUUGGCCGGAGAUACACCAUUGUCGUCGCCGCUGCAACAUUCCUGGUCGGUGCCCUUCUCAUGGGCCUCGCUCCUUCCUUCCUCUUCAUGUUGGCUGGUAGAGUCGUCGCCGGAAUUGGCGUUGGUUACUCAUUAAUGAUUGCGCCAGUGUACACUGCCGAGCUCUCCCCUGCUACGACCAGGGGAUUCCUUACUUCCCUCCCGGAGGUUUUCAUCAACGUCGGAAUUUUACUCGGUUAUGUCUUCAAUUACGCUUUAUCUGGCCUCCCAGAUAACAUCAACUGGAGGCUAAUGCUUGGGAUCGCAUCCGUCCCUGCAAUUGGGAUUGCUUUGGGCGUCAUGGUGAUGCCCGAAUCGCCUCGUUGGCUCAUCAUGCGAGGACAAGUUGAGGAAGCCAAGCGGGUUUUGAUUAGAACCUCCAAUAGCGAAGAAGAAGCCCUCAUGAGACUUUCAGAGAUCACAAAUGCUGCUCCUGCUUCUGAGAAUUUGCCAGGUGCGUGGAGAGAGAUGUUCGUUAAUCCAUCCAAACCUAUUCGUCGGAUUCUUAUCGCGGCGAUUGGAAUCAAUUUCUUCAUGCAAGCCUCAGGCAACGAUGCCGUAGUUUAUUACUGUCCAGAGGUGUUCAAGGCUGCCGGAAUUCACAAGAAGAAAGAGUUGGUGGGAGUGACGAUCAUUAUGGGCAUCGCCAAAACCUCUUUCGUUUUAUUAUCGGCUCUUUUCUUGGACCGGUUUGGGAGACGUCCGAUGUUGUUAUUAGGUUCGACCGGGAUGGUAGUGUCACUAGUUGGACUGGGUCUGGGCUCGAGAUUCCUAGAGGGUUCAGUGAGGAAGCCAGUGUGGGCGAUAGUAUUAUGUGUGGUGGCAGUCUGUGCUGAUGUGUCAUUCUUCUCUAUUGGACUCGGGCCCAUAACAUGGGUGUACUCGUCGGAGAUAUUCCCAACCCGACUUAGGGCACAAGGGUCGAGCUUGGCGGUCUCAGUGAACCGGUUGGUGAGUGGGAUUGUUGCAAUGACCUUUUUGUCCAUCUCUGAGAAAAUAUCUUUCGGUGGGAUGUUCUUUGUAUUGGCUGGGAUCACGGGCAUAGGUGUAAUUUUCUUUUAUGUAUUCUUGCCGGAGACCAAAGGCAAGAGCUUGGAAGAAAUGGAGGCCAUCUUUCAAGAUUAGUCCCCUUGAGACUUACUAAAAAACAGACUUAAAAGAGGAAGAAGAAAUGUAGGCCUUAGAUAUAUACUCAACCAUAACCAACUUGUUUGGCAAUUAAAAGUGCAUUUGCCAACCACAUGAUUAGGAUCUAAAGGCUGUGAUGUGCAUAGUGUUGAUUCUCUAAUUGUUUUAAGUUUUAUCUCUUGAUUAUAAAGUCAUAUUUUUUCAGUAGGAAAA
This is a messenger RNA of Macadamia integrifolia, 2089 nucleotides long. RefSeq names its product polyol transporter 5-like. Gene Ontology annotation, cellular component: membrane. The transcript is spliced from 2 exons. The record is from RefSeq and is a predicted model, not a curated record. NCBI's taxonomy places the organism in Eukaryota, Viridiplantae, Streptophyta, Magnoliopsida, Proteales, Proteaceae. Gene Ontology annotation, biological process: transmembrane transport. The coding region runs from base 428 to 1873 and encodes 481 amino acids. Gene Ontology annotation, molecular function: carbohydrate transmembrane transporter activity.